This is a messenger RNA of Plasmopara halstedii, 168 nucleotides long. RefSeq lists its product as uncharacterized. The transcript is spliced from 2 exons. NCBI's taxonomy places the organism in Eukaryota, Oomycota, Peronosporomycetes, Peronosporales, Peronosporaceae. Bases 1 to 168 code for a protein of 55 amino acids. The record is from RefSeq and is a predicted model, not a curated record.
AUGAGCCUAACCCCGUCUUCCACGACUUCAAAACAAACUACGCAAAUGGCAAGGGACGAAGCCGACCAAAAAGCGCGCUCUGUGCUGUUUAACAAAAUGACUUAUCACGCCUUCAUUGAGAUGCAGCUGAUGGGAAAGAAAGCGCAGUUAUUCAGUACUUCGACUUAG